CUUAAUUAUAUUACCAUCCCUUGCAUGUUUUUUCUCGUAUUUUUCAUUAACCACUCUCCUCCUCUUAUCUCUUUCUUCGCCGCCAUCCCUCCUUCGCCCUCCUCCCGCAUAACCUCUUCUCCUUUCAAUGUCUUCAGCAAGGAGCACUUCCUUCCGCGGUAGCAUUCACGGUAGGGGAAGCUUUCAGCGUUCUCACUCUCGAGCACCACCGAAAUCGCCAUCUACCACUACCCCGCAGUCCAUAUUCAAUGCCGGUGGCGACUUGGAGGCUGAGGUCGAGGUCGAGGGCGGAGGAGGCGGCAAAGGAGGAUCUUCCGCGCUUGAUCACUAAAGCCGAAUUGAAGGGCUUCGUUACACAUGGUUGCUCGGGUUUUACCGGCGGACACAGACAAAGUCAUGAGUAGCAUCUUUAAUUCCCGCGGGUUUUGCCUUCUCCCAUGCCUGUUUUUCAACAACCUACGGUCCUCCCCCAAAUGCCAAACGUUCAACCGGAAGGACACAAUUCAAAUAACUAUGGUGUUAACAGUUUUCUAAACAAUGAAAAUCUGUAAUUAUU
Cuscuta campestris is the source of this 556-nucleotide messenger RNA. The record is from the annotation of a GenBank genome assembly. NCBI's taxonomy places the organism in Eukaryota, Viridiplantae, Streptophyta, Magnoliopsida, Solanales, Convolvulaceae.